This is a messenger RNA of Macaca mulatta (Rhesus monkey), 2194 nucleotides long. The record is from RefSeq and is a predicted model, not a curated record. NCBI's taxonomy places the organism in Eukaryota, Metazoa, Chordata, Mammalia, Primates, Cercopithecidae.
AGCAGCCUUGGCGCUAUGGAGGAGCCAGGGGCUACCCCUCAGCUGUACUUGGGGCUGGUCAUGGGGGAGCUACACAGGGUUGUGGCAGCACUGCCUAUAGAUUCUAAUCCUUAUGGUUUUCCAUGGGAAUUGGUGAUAUGUGCCACUGUUGUUGGAUUUUUUGCUGUUCUCCUUUUUUUGCGGAGAAGUUUUAUAUCGGUUAGGAGUCGGCUUUAUGUGGGAAGAGAGAAAAAGCUUGCUAUAAUGCUUUCUGGACUAAUUGAAGUAAAAUGUAAACUACUUGAAAAAUUUAGCCUUGUUCAAAAAGAGUAUGAAGACUAUGAAGUAGCGUCAUCUUUAGAGGAUGCCAGCUUUGAGAAUGCGACAAUGGAAGAACAAAGUUUGGAGGCAACCUGCGAAAAUCUGAACAGGUCCAAUUCUGAACUUGAGCAUGAAAUACUCUGUCUAGAGAAAGAGUUAACAGAAGAGAAAUCUAAACAUUCUCAAAAAAAUGAAUUGAUGGCAGAUUUUUCAAAACGGAUACAGUCUCUAGAAGAUGAGUCAAAAUCCCUCAAAUCACAAGUAGCUGAAGCCAAAAUAAUCUUCAAGAUAUUUCAAAUGACUGAAGAACGACUGAAGAUAGCAAUAAAAGAUGCUUUGAAUGAAAAUUCUCAACUUCAGGAAAGCCAGAAACAGCUUUUGCAAGAAGUUGAAGUAUGGAAAGAACAAGUGAGUAAACUUAAUAAACAGAAAAUAACAUUUGAAGACUCCAAAGUACAUGCAGAACAAGUUCUAAAUGAUACAGCAAAUCACAUCAAGACUCUGACUGAACGCUUGCUAAAGAUGAAAGAGUGGACUGCUAGGCUUGGAGAAGACAUAACGGAUGAUGGUAACUUAGAAGUGAACAGUGAAUCGGAAGAUGGUGCUUACUUAGAUGAUCCUCCAAAAGGAGCUUUGAAGAAACUGAUUCAUGCUGCUAAGUUAAAUGCUUCUUUAAAAACCUUACAAGGAGAACGAAACCAAAUUUAUAUCCAGUUAUCUGAAGUUGAUAAAACAAAGGAAGAGCUUACAGAGCAUAUUAAAAAUCUUCAGACUGAACAAGCAUCUUUGCAGUCAGAAAACACACAUUUUGAAAGUGAGAAUCAGAAGCUUCAACAGAAACUUAAAGUAAUGACUGAAUUAUAUCAAGAAAAUGAAAUGAACUACAGGAAAUUAACAGUAGAGGAAAAUAACCGGUUAGAGAAAGAAGAGAAACUUUCUAAGGCAGACAAAAAGAUCAGCCAUGCCACUAAAGAGCUGGAGACCUAUGGACAGCGAGCCAAAGAUCUUGAAGAAGAAUUGGAAAGAACUAUUCAUUAUUAUCAACAGCAGAUUAUUUCCCAUGAGAAAAAAGCACAUCAUAAUUGGUUGGCAGCUUGGACUGCUGAAAGAAACCUCAAUGGUUUAAGGAAAGAAAAUGCUAACAGACAAAAAUUAACUAAAACAGAGUUUAAAUUUGAACUUUUAGAAAAAGAUCCUCAUGUACUUGAUGGUCCAAAUACAGCAUUUGGCAGACAGCAUUCCCCAUAUGGUCCCUCAUCAUUGGGUCAGCCUUUAUCUGAAAAGAGAGCUUUUCUCUCUCCUCCAACUGUGUUGGAAGGUCCACUCAGACUCUCACCUUUGCCUCCAGGGGAAGAAGGAAGCAGCUCAGGAGGCCCAGGGAAUCCUCUGGACCAUCAGAUUACCAAUGAAAGACGAGAAUCAAGCUGUGAGAAGUUAACCCAUCCUCACACGGCUCCUUCUGACACUGGGUCCCUGCCAUCUCCGUGGGAACAGGACUGUAGGAUGUUUCCUCCACCAGGACGAUCAUAUCCUGAUUCAGCUCGUCCUCCCCAGAGGCAAGACAGAUUUUAUUCUAACUCUGGUAGACCAUCUGGACCAGCAGAACUCAGAAGUUUUAAUGUGCCUUCUUUGGAUAAAAUGGAUAAAAUGGAUGGGUCAAUGCCUUCAGAAAUGGAAUCCAGUUAAUGUGCCUUCUUUGGAUAAAAUGGAUAAAAUGGAUGGGUCAAUGCCUUCAGAAAUGGAAUCCAGUAGAAAUGAUACCAAAGAUGAUCUUGGUAAUUUAAAUAUGCCUGAUUCAUCUCUCCCUGCUGAAAAUGAAGCAACUGGCCCUGGCUUUGUUCCUCCACCUCUUGCUCCAAUCAGAGGUCCAUUGUUUCCAGUGGAUACAAGGGGC